Molecule: messenger RNA, 1140 nt
Organism: Sebastes umbrosus (honeycomb rockfish)
Lineage: Eukaryota; Metazoa; Chordata; Actinopteri; Perciformes; Sebastidae
Exons: 6
Coding region: 190-963 (257 amino acids)
Biological process (GO): response to bacterium
Source: RefSeq, a predicted model, not a curated record
AUGGAGAAGAAUGAGGUGAAAGGCUUCACAAAGACCAGGAUGAGACCAAUGUGACAGGAAGUGCACAUUUGAAUGUUUAUUCUGUGAUAACCAAUCAGAUGCAUUUGUCAAUGUGACAUACAUUUUAGUGGCCACCUCCUUUACUCACUCAAAUACCACGCAAGUUUCCGAAGAAGAGACAAUUUCAAGAUGAUCCUGUUCUGGGUUACACUGCUUGUUCUUCAUCGAGGAUAUACGCUGGUUCCAGUGACCACAGUUCAACUUGGUGAACCUGCAACCUUCACGUGUGCUCUGCCGAACAUUGUGAUCACCCGUAUAGAGAUCCACUGGUACAAGCAGAGUACAAGGGAGACUCUGCAAUUAAUGGUGACGCUGCAUAAAUCUGCAAUACCUGAGAAUGCACCAGAGUAUGCACCGCAGUUUUCUGAAUCAAGAUUGGAGGUAAACAUUGAUAACAAUUUUAGCAACCUGACCAUUCUGAGGACAAUCCAAGAAGAUGAGGGACUGUAUCACUGUGAAAUCAGAGGUCGGUGGAAAAGUCCUGAAUGGAGUGGGACAUAUUUGUCACUAAAAGGAAACACUCGGAGGACAUCAAACUGUACGUCCACAGGUGGGACGAUAUUAAUUGGAGACGGAACUAAAGUGGAAAUCGAGCGAACAGCAAGAUAUGAAUUUAUUGCGCUGGUCAUAGCAACAGUGUGCUUGGUCAUUUCUGUGAUUGGAAACAUCGUUUUCAUCUGUUGCCGAACUUCAAGAGCAGUUUGUUCACAAUUUAAAGGAAUAGAAAGCGUCGCUUCGCAAGCGAGACAUGACAACUCGAGCCUACCGCUACAUGAUUUUACUGAAGGUGGACCUGAGCUGAACUACGCUGCGUUGCAUUUCUCUGGAAAGAAAGCCACAAGAGGAAGGAAGAAGAGAGAGUUGAACACUGAAGAGAGUGUGUACUCUCAAGUUAAAUGCUGAAUGUGAACGUGAGUCCACAACGAAACUGUGGUUUAGUAGUAAUAGUACAGACCUCUGACUGUAAAUGUUGUGGUUUCCCCUCAGUUGUGUUACUAUUCCUACUACUGAAUGUAUCCCUAAAUGCUUCAUGUUGAAAAUGUCUUCAGUUCUAACUGUGUCAUACUAGCUUGUCACGAA